AUCAAGAACAAAAGAAUUCAACAAUGGCUACAUCGUGGUGCUUCACAUUGGCCAUUUUCGUGGUCAUUCUCUUGGCAAGUCCUAAUGCUAGUUUGGCUACGAUGAAUGUUAUUGAUAAAUGCUGGAGAGGGAAUCCUCGUUGGCGGAAUCAACGGCAACAGCUGGCCACGUGCUCCGUUGGUUUCUCCGGCAAAAUGACUAACAACAUUGGCAAAGGUGUUAUACGCUAUAAGGUCACUGAUCCUUCUGAUGACCCUCUAAACCCGAAGCCAGGGACCCUUCGUCAUGGAGCCACCAUGAUCAAGGGAAAAGUAUGGAUUACUUUCAAAAGGAACAUGCACAUCACACUCCAGAGGCCACUUCUCAUUAGCAGCUUCACCGCCAUCGACGGCCGUGGCGUUAACGUCCAUGUUACUGGCGCAGGGUGUCUUUUGGUGUAUCAAGCAACGGAUGUGAUCAUCCAUGGGUUGCAUAUCCACCAUUGCAAGUCCCAGCCACCUAGCUCUGUGAUGGGUCCAGAUUCAAAGGUGAUACCGCUUGGUCAGAUGGAUGGGGAUGCGAUCAGAUUGGUCACAGCAAAGAAAGUGUGGAUAGAUCACAAUACGUUGUACGAUUGCCAAGAUGGUCUCCUUGAUGUCACUCUGACCAGCCAAAUUAAUUUCAGGGGUGCGACCAUUGCCAAAUUUGUUAAGGAAAGCUAUGUUAACGUAGGCAUAUCUACCUGUGGCACAGGUUGCAGUCAGGGUUCCCUCGUUGCCGUUCUGGCCCCAGUAGAUGGCGAUGCCACCAGCAGCAUGGGAAGUUUUAAUGACUGCUAA
This is a messenger RNA of Theobroma umbraticum, 818 nucleotides long. RefSeq names its product Pectin lyase-like superfamily protein. The record is from RefSeq and is a predicted model, not a curated record. Gene Ontology annotation, molecular function: pectate lyase activity. Lineage: Eukaryota; Viridiplantae; Streptophyta; Magnoliopsida; Malvales; Malvaceae.